Messenger RNA from Staurois parvus, 331 nucleotides. The record is from the annotation of a GenBank genome assembly. Lineage: Eukaryota; Metazoa; Chordata; Amphibia; Anura; Ranidae.
GCACUGAUAGAUAACAGAAAGAGCCAAAGAUGGGACAUGUACACUGAUCAUCAGGGCACUGAUGAUCAGCGUGCCCUGAUGAUCAAUGUGGCCCCAGAAGUGCCACCUGUCAGUGUUCAUCAGUGCCAGCAGUCAGUGCUCAUCAGUGCCACGUGCCAGUGCCCAUCAGUGCCACAUCAAUGCCACAUAUCAGUGCAUACUAGUGCACAUCAAUGCCACAUAUCAGUGCCCAUCUGAGCUGCCUUUCAAUGUCACCCAUCAGUGCCAGUCAGUGCCACCUAUCAAUGCCAGUCAGUGCUGCCAAUCAGUGCUGCCUAUCAGUGCCAGUCAG